AAGGGCGUGUAGUAUUAGUAAUCGGCCAAGCAAAAAACCCCACAGUACAACUGACAGCGGUGAGCGGCAAGCGGUAGCGCAGACAAGGAAACAGUGGUGCAAGAAGCGCCAAGGCUCGAUUUCUCUUAUUUAUUCAGCACCGUGAAAUAAACGCGGCAUAAUCGGGAUUAUAUGACUAUUGUAUGCAGAUUUUUUUGGGUGGAACAUUUUUGUUUUGACGCACGGAUAUCAUAUACAUUUUUAAUAGACCAUCUGUGAACACACAUUCGACCGGCUCGCAGCGACGUGCGUGGGUAACGUGUACCGUACGAUGGAUGGUAUUCUGUGUCACUGUUGGUCGGUCUGACUAACUCGAGUCACCGGGGACCGUUGAGUCACUGGAUAGUUUUACGGGAAGGUAAUUUCUCGAAACGUAACGUUAGUAGGCUAAUCAACACUGAACGGGUUUUCCUGUCCUCUCUGACUUAUCGUUGGAAGACGUUUGUUUAUCGUGGCAGAAAUCAAUUUGGAGUGUUUUAAACGGAACACUUACGCGAUAAUCUCAACGUGGAACAUACAACCUCUCUACUAUACAUGAUAAUCUCAACGUGGAACAUACAACCUCUCUACUAUACAUGAUAAUCUCAACGUGGAACAUACAACCUCUCUACUAUACAUGAUAAUCUCAACGUGGAACAUACAACCUCUCUACUAUACAUGAUAAUCAGAUUAUGAAGAGUCUGUCUCCCCGUGUCAAUGACGGGUAAAAUGGAAACCCCUUUCUACCACGAUGAAGCUCCAGGUAUUCCUCACAACUUCGGACAUCAUGCAGAUUACGAGCGUUACCAGGGCCACAAGAUGGUGAGUAAGAAAGCCAUGGCGGUUCAUAACUUCUCAAGUAAUUCCCACGGCAGCUUGAAACUGCUGCAAGGCCAGGCGGGGAACAGUGGAAACAUGAACCCCAAUAAUCUGGGCGGGAUUAACCUCAACGGGAACAGUUCCUUAAUGCCCAGCGUUUCGUCCGACAUGAACCUUCUGAAGCUGGCCUCGCCCGAUCUGGAGCAGCUGAUCAAUCAGUCCAACCAAGGCCUGGUGACGACCAGCCCGGUCCCAAACCCGAGCGGAGCCAACCCGUUCAUGUACCGGAACAACGCAACCAAUGAACAGGAGGGUUUUGCCGACGGGUUUGUCAAAGCCCUGGCGGAUCUACACAAGCAGAACCAGCUUGUCGGUGCCCCCAUGUCCCCAUCGGGCUCAGUCCAAGGGCCCUACCAGAGGAACAUCAUAUCUACUGGGGACAUGCCCAUCUAUACCAACCUCAGCAGCUACAACCCUAACCACCCCAAUCAUAUGUCCUCACCCUACCCUGGGGGCCAGAUCCCAGGGGGGUAUCCAAGUCACGGCCCCCAUGGAGCAGGGGGCCACGGCCCCCACCAUGCUCAAAGCAGGGGGAUGGAUGCCCCUCAGACUGUGCCCGAGGUACCACACCCCCCCGGGGACCCCACAUCGUCCCCCCCCUCCCUCUCCCCCAUCGACUUGGAGACCCAGGAGAGGAUCAAGGCGGAGAGGAAAAAACUGCGCAACCGGAUCGCGGCGUCCAAAUGCCGCAAGAGGAAGCUGGAGAGGAUCUCGCGCCUGGAGGAGAAGGUGAAGGUGUUGAAGACGCAGAACUCUGACCUGGCGUCCACCGCGUCCGUCUUGCGGGAACAGGUGGCCCAGCUCAAACAGAAAGUCAUGAAUCACGUCAGCAACGGGUGCCAGAUAGCAGUCGGCUCAGCCGCCAUGCAGGCCAAGACCGGCGCCGAGAGGGAGAGCACCAGCUGCUGAUCAGUGGACAGGACAGUACAGUGAUGAUGACGAGGGUGGUUUUUCUGCCAUGGCUCUGAGUCAGUGCUCUCUCUGUAAUGAAAGUAGUUCCUCUGCUAAGUGAGGGGUUGUGAUGAUGGUAAGUGAAGUGUGCUAACCGUGAGGGGGGGGGGGGCUAAGGGAGAAUCCCACCUGACUCGCCACACAUACUUUGGCCAAUCACAACAAGAGUUCUAGUGGUAACACAACUACACACAGUAAGAGGACUCACACGUUGGUACCUGAACUCCUUGCAUUUUCACGGGUGCAUCCAAAUGACAGAGCGCCUCCCGUUUCGACACUCGGAGACCAAAGCUGCACCCAUUCUCUGUGACAGUGAGACAUUGUGAAGGGAAAUAAAGCACCCAGGGGUGGCUGAUAACCUGGGGCUUAGAAUGCUGAUAACCAGUUGGCUGCUGGUUCGAAUCCAACAGCCGACAGAGUCUAACUGGGCCCGUAACUCUCUGCUAAAUGUCUCAAACGUGAACACAGACCUUUUAUAGACUGAAGACCGGGCAUCACGACACUGCCUGCCCCUCAUACUCAGCCCGGGCACUAUACAGGAAUAGGAGAGCGUUGCGUUUCCACAUUAUACUUCACAUUAGAUGGCUGGAGAGGCAGGGUGCAUAAAACAGGAAGUCAAAUGUAAAUGUUUUAAGUGAUUGAGUGUGAAACAAGUCAGGGAUCCCAGGGGAGUGUGGGUAAUCAUAUGUCACCUCAGAACGGGAAUUCCUACAUUCUCUAAGGUAAUCUCGAUUACUUCACGAAAAAGUCCAGACGGUAUGCAGUGGUCUUUUUAAUUGGCGCUGCUUUAGUGUCGCCAGCUUUCCAUUUGAAUCAGAUGAAGAGUGUAUGUUCACUUAACAGGAUCUGCAGUGAAUUGAACUUUUUUGAGAAGUGACUACAUUACAAGUGAUGGUACAGUGAGACCAAGUGUUUCCUCACGGCAGACUGUAGUUUGAAUUUAUGCGAAAUUAAGCCCUUUUGGGCUUUUUCCAAAAAGCAUUUGGUCAAAGUAUCACACUGCUGUUUAUCAAAUCCCUUGGUUGUAAUAAUGUGCUGUAGACCAGAGUGCAGAAUUUAUUUCUUUGAGUCACUUUAGUCUCAGCUGUGUAUUUGAGCUUGUCUGUCUGAUUAAUAUGCUGCCGUGCGUGUGAGGUCACAGCAAAGCAAACCUCUGGAAAAUACACACCUGAAUCAUUGAAGUCAUUGUGUUUUAUUGAAACAACUUGUGAAAACUAUGUGAAACAGACGGAAGCUUCAGCUGAUUGACAAAUCUUUUAAAAAGAAUUAAACUAAUAACAAGUUUGUGUGAUAACCUUUAUAGUUACACAGAUUACUGUUGGUUACUUUCCCAUUGGAACCUGGGCAAUUCAUUUUAAAGCUUUGGUAAUUAAUUUUAAAGCCUUGGUAAUUAAUUUUGUAACCUAGUUAAUUAAGUUUCAAAACCUUGGAAAUUCUGACAGAUUUCCUGCAUUCCAAGCAAAAUCCCCUUUGCACUGUACUUUUUCUAAUUAUGCUGGAGGAUAAUUUAUAGUGAUGGCUGUGUUUCAGUGCUGUGUUUAAAUGAACUACUCUGUGUCAGACACUUUCAAAGGCCUUUUAGAUCAAUGUGUUGUGUUAGAGACAACAUUACGCUUGGACAAUGGAAGAGGAAGAACGAUGCUUCUUGAGAUCGCAGCAAGCUAGACUGCAGAAACAACACAAGGGCUUUUGAUCAAAAGAAGAUUAUGACUUUUUAUUUCUUGUUUUAAAACAUUUUUGAGCAAUUUAUUUAUGCAACUGUAUCUCUGAUAUUUAUGUUUUCUGUAGAAAGAAACUGCACAGGAUGGAUUUAAUGUCUUGUUGACAUUUUGGGGAAAUACGAUAUAUUGCACAUAAAUCAAAACAAUAAAUCAUGUUCUAAUAUUUAUCUGUCGUCUCAACAUGGAAACUAUUUGAUACUUCAUUUUAUUCUUACAGUGCAAGUAAAAUAUGAUUGUCUAUAUAGUGUGUAAAUCAGAUCAUAGGCAUUCAAAUUUCCUCAAGCUAAAACAAAAACAUACUGCCAUGACCAAACAAGGAUUUGUUGAUCCUACAAGUUUUGGAAAAAUUCCUAAAAUCUGAAUACUUUAUGUUCAAUUAUAUAUGCGGUGCACUGAAACUUUUUUAAUAUAAUUAUAUAUAUAUAAUGUCUCAUGAUGAUAAUGUAUGUCUUUAGCUUACAUCAGUCUGGAGAGAAAAAAAUCAAAGUAGACAGAUAUUAAAUCUGUCCAAUACUUUUUGGGAACGUCAAGGGAAAUAUUUAUUUUUUAAACUUGAAUAAGGCUUUUGAUGUCACUAAUGGUAAUGAUUAUAUUUUUGUAUAAAAUGUAUUCAAAGUUCUUAAAGUACAAAAUUGAUGAUAGAGUAGUAGAACCCCCUGACAUGUUGGUUUAGUGUUUUAUAGUGCAUAAUAUACAUUAUUUAUUCAGGUGGAUUUUGAAGUGGGGCAGGUAAAUAUUAUUUUGUAUACUGUAGUUUGUGUACUUAAGAACACUACUCUUUGUUGUGUAAAUUUGUUUGUGUCGAUAUAUGUGAAAUAAUAUUUCUGCCUUGUUUAUAUAUUUUUUUUUUCAGUGUAAGAUAAAAACGUUUCUAUGGGACCACAGAGAGUGUGUCUAAAUUAAUUUAACCCUCAGUUUGGAUCUUAAAUUCCUGCCUCUUCUGUUUGGGGCAAUGGCUUGAUGUGUUCCUGAGACUUUUCAGUAACUAAGCCUAUGUGAGGGACGUGUUUUUAUACAUGUUACUGAAGGAAUGUCAAGCAGUAGAACGUACAAGCACUGUGAUUUGCUGCUGCGUUGGGUUGAAACGUUCCAGUUUACCAUGUGAUUAGUUAGGAUGAGGUGAUAUAGUAAACCAGGAUAUUUCUCCCAGGUAUUGAGUGCAAAUGACCCAACGAUCACGAUCAAGCCAAAGAUAAGCAUUUAUCAGCACAUGCCAUUGUACGUGGAGAGCUCCCUUGCCUAAUUGGGCUCUGUAGGACACCCCUGCCUAAAUUAACGUUCACAAAAAAUGGGUUACAUUGUUGAUUUGAGACCACAUGUAAACAUUGUAGUGUGCUUGUCUGGGCUUUUUGGUGAUGCCAUCAGACACUCGCCUUGGCCCAUUUCUGCCGUGGUCAAGGCACCAGAAAUUGCUGCGUUUUCUGACAACCAGUUAAACAGGCAGUUGCAGAUCAACAAGAAGCCACAUCUGAAUAAGUUGACAAAAAAUGGAAGAUAUGCUGUGAUUACACCCUGUGAUGAUUAUCAGCUUCAUAAUAAAUCAAUAAAGGUUUUAAAGGCAAGCCACAGUGUAUGAGGUCACAUCCUGUUUACUAGUGAACACGGCUGUUGGUAUAUACACUAGGGAAAUGUCCAUGUCUGAGGGCGUGGCCCAAAUAGCACCCUAAUCCCUGUGCCAUUCAGUGCACUACAUCUGACCAGGCCCAAUAGGGACUGGUUAAAACUAACGCAUUUUAGGGAGCUGUAAGGUGCCAUUUGGGACGCACAGAAGUCCCUGUGUAAAAAAAAAGGACCCAUAUUGAUUGCUGGGCGACUUGCCUGGCUUUAACUGUUGCUUUGACUGAAUUGUGUUGGUUUACAAUAUGCUGUCUUCUUGAAAAGAAAGUGUUCAAUGUUUCCUUGAAUGUUUUUUAAUAAACCAACAAUAAAAAUGUUGUAUGUCA
Esox lucius (northern pike) is the source of this 5512-nucleotide messenger RNA. RefSeq names its product JunE proto-oncogene, AP-1 transcription factor subunit (gene june). Gene Ontology annotation, cellular component: transcription regulator complex. The transcript is spliced from 2 exons. Gene Ontology annotation, molecular function: transcription factor binding; RNA polymerase II cis-regulatory region sequence-specific DNA binding; DNA-binding transcription factor activity, RNA polymerase II-specific. NCBI's taxonomy places the organism in Eukaryota, Metazoa, Chordata, Actinopteri, Esociformes, Esocidae. The coding region runs from base 736 to 1806 and encodes 356 amino acids. The record is from RefSeq and is a predicted model, not a curated record. Gene Ontology annotation, biological process: regulation of cell cycle; regulation of cell population proliferation; regulation of transcription by RNA polymerase II.